GAUUUCUAUUGUUGGAUAGUUUUUUAUGCAUAAAAUUUGUGUAACUAUUAUAUGUUAUGAUAUCUGAUCGCACUAGAUAUUAGGCACUUUCUCCGUUUAUUUAACAUUUUAGGAUUAUUGUAGUUUGCUGGGUGCUUAAUGAUGCAGUUUAUGCUGUAAAGUGUUUCUUCUUUCCUUUGUUUUUCUUAAUUGCAUUAGAUAAUAUUACGAAUAAAUGGUGGUUUUUAGAAUUUAUGGCUUACCAUGGGGCUUAGAUAAUGUAGGGUAUGUAUUGCUUAUUUGAAAAAAAUCUAUCCGAGUUUUAACUGCUCUAUCAUAUGUUACUCUACAGCUCAAGGGCAAGUAGGAGAAACUGCUCUGAAUGAUAGAAGUUCAAGAUCACAUCAGAUACUGGGACUGGAAUUAAUAUAUUUUACUGCACAUUGUGCUUAAUUCCGGUUGAAGUUGAUCUUAAUCGUUUAAUUCUGGUAUGAUACCUGCUCGAAAUGUUUGCAUUAAUUGUAAAUUUUUUGCAUUUUUCACUGUGAUUUUGAUACGGAGUAACACUUACUCUCUCCUCGUCCUCAACAUCACUUUCCGAACUACACCAGAUGACUUGUUUCCGUUGUUUGACAAGUAUGGCAAGGUUGUUGACAUCUUCAUCCCUCGUGACCGAAGGACUGGGGAAUCCCGCGGUUUUGCCUUUGUUCGAUACAAGUAUGCUGAUGAAGCACAGAAGGCUGUGGAUAGGCUUGAUGGGAGGGUGGUGGAUGGUAGAGAAAUGGCUGUCCAAUUCGCGAAAUAUGGUCAGAAUGCUGAGAAAAUUCGAUUGAGUUUGCGGAAAUCUACACUUCUGUCAUGAACUCUUCCAGGCCUAGUCCGGAAGAUUUGAACAUGAAACACGAGGAAGAGAAAGGGUUAAUGGUGAAUGUACUGAAAAAUAUCUAAUAUUUGUGUGUUUUGGUAUCUGCUUCUAUUGGAUGCAUCCUGUGAAAUAGUAUUCGAUAGAAUAUAUAGCUCUCAGAAAUUUGACAGAGUUAGUAAUGAACCUAACCCUGUGGAUGUGAAAAGAAUGUAAAUAAAGUGGAAUAUGAUCAAGUACUGAGCUAAUAUGUUA
This is a messenger RNA of Spinacia oleracea (spinach), 1096 nucleotides long. RefSeq names its product serine/arginine-rich splicing factor SC35-like. The record is from RefSeq and is a predicted model, not a curated record. NCBI's taxonomy places the organism in Eukaryota, Viridiplantae, Streptophyta, Magnoliopsida, Caryophyllales, Amaranthaceae. The transcript is spliced from 5 exons. Gene Ontology annotation, molecular function: RNA binding. Bases 470 to 841 code for a protein of 123 amino acids.